Messenger RNA from Adineta steineri, 330 nucleotides. Lineage: Eukaryota; Metazoa; Rotifera; Eurotatoria; Adinetida; Adinetidae. The record is from the annotation of a GenBank genome assembly.
AUGGAUGAUCUAUUUUAUUGUAUUCGUGUAAUGCAAAUUUCAACCGAUAAAUUACAAUUAACACGUAAUUCUGAAAGUCUUCGUCGUUCAUCACUUAUACGUUCAACAUUUUUACAAUCACGUAAACAUUUUUGUGAUUUAGUUCAUUCACUUAUUAAAAUACCUUCAACAGCUAAUACACUUACACCGGUUAUUAUACAAAAUGUAGAAAAUCGUACAAAAACUCUACCAUAUCAACGAACAAUAAUAUCACAAAAACGUAAAUCAUGUCAUGUUGAUGCUGUUAAACGAGUACGUCUGACAUCAUCAUCAUCGAAUGUUUCAAAUUAA